AUGUCUCUCUCUGUGACGAAAUCGCAAUUCGAUUUUGGGAAGAAGCAAUUCGUGAGUCACACAAGCUUCAAUGAUGGUGGAAAACAGAAUCCCAUAGCCAUAGAUGCUUUUCCUCUUCUUCUCAAGGAGACUGAUGACCGUAUUGUCCAAGAUGUCUGCACUAUCUCGGUCCUACCUGAUGAAGGAAACACCAGUCCGCAAUAUGCCUACAAAUCAUGCCUUGUAGAUAUAAACGUAGACAAGGGAAGUGGUGAGACAGUGACUCCACAUGAUGGCAUUGGUGUGAAAUCUGAGAAUGUGUCUCAAGUAUUUUCUCUUACAGCAUACGCAAAAGGCAAGUCGGUCUCUGAGACUGAGAGAUGCCACGAUGCACCAACCAACAGAUGGAGAAAAUACAAGCGUGCAGCUUCCUUUGAUUCAAGGAAAAUCGUCAUCCUAUUCUCCAUCUUAUCAAGUGUUGGGACAUUGAUAUUGAUAUACCUAACACUGAGAGUGAAGCAAAACGGGGACGACAACAAAAUAUCUGAGAAUGAAGCAGAACGGUGA
Messenger RNA from Arabis nemorensis, 546 nucleotides. Lineage: Eukaryota; Viridiplantae; Streptophyta; Magnoliopsida; Brassicales; Brassicaceae. The record is from the annotation of a GenBank genome assembly.